AUGGACAUAAGAGGCUGCACCUGGCUGCUGCUGCUGCUGCUCCUGCAGGGACAGAGCCACCAGCCUCUACGGAGAUCCAAGAGAAGAUGGGUUCUCACCACCCUAGAACUGGAAGAGGAAGACCCAGGGCCCUUUCCCAAACUAGUUGGGGAGCUGUUCAAUAAUAUGUCAAAUAAUGUGUCACUGAUGUACUUGAUCAGAGGACCUGGCGUGGAUGAAUUCCCAGAGAUCGGUUUAUUCUCUAUAGAAGACCACCAGAGUGGAAAAGUGUAUGUCCACCGACCUGUCGAUCGAGAAGCAACGCCGUCUUUUAUGGUUUACUUUGAUGCUGUGGAUCGAUCCACGGGAGAAGUUGUGGACGAAUCCCUCAUUUUCAACAUUAGAAUCAGAGAUGUGAAUGACCACGCACCCCAGUUUGCUGAGAAGGAAUUUAACAUCACUGUGAAAGAGAGCCAAGCUUCAGGUCAACCUAUUUUUCAGUUGUUAACGGUCGAUUUGGAUCAAGAAAACACUCCAAAUUCUCAAGUCCUUUAUUUCCUCGUUUCUCAAACACCAUUACUGAGAGAAAGUGGCUUUCGAAUUGAUCUCAUCAGUGGGGAAGUACGACUCUCGGGAUGCUUAAAUUAUGAGACUGCUCCUUGGUUUACUCUGGUAAUCAGAGCCACAGAUUGUGGAGAGCCAUCCCUGUCAUCCACAGCCAUCAUUCACAUCAGUGUGGAAGAAGGCAACAACCACAUGCCCACAUUUAUGGAAAACCAUUACAGGAUUCAGAUUUCUGAAGGUCAAGUCGAAUGGGGAGUGUUGUAUCUUCCUGUUCAAGACCAAGAUUCACCAUUUACAGCAGCUUGGAGAACACAGUUCCACAUAUUGGGUGGCAAUGAGGAGGAGCAUUUUGACAUCAUGACUGACCCUGAGACCAACCAAGGAGUAUUAAAUGUUAUCAAGCCUUUGGAUUAUGAAACUCAAGCAGCCCACAGCCUCAUCAUUGUCGUGGAGAAUCAGGAGCAACUCUUCUCUUGUGAGGAAGGCCAGCCACAGCCAUCCACAAAGGCGAUGGCCAGUGCCACUGUGAGCAUUCACGUGGUGGACACCAAUGACCCACCAGCCUUUCACCCCAGGAGCUUCAUCGUCAGUGAGGAGGAUGGAGCCAGGCCCGGCAUCCGGCUGGGAGCUUUCAAUGCUACAGACCCAGACAGGGUCGCUAGCCAGAUAAGAUACAAACUGGUUCAUGAUCCAGCAGAUUGGAUGAUCGUGGAUGAAAGAUCAGGAGUUGUCACCACCAAGAGGCAAAUAGACCGAGAGUCCCCUCAUGUGAAUGACAGCUUUUACACAGUCACUGUCCAUGCAGUUGACAAUGGCCUCCCGCCACUGACUGGCACAGGGACCCUGGUGCUUUACCUAUCUGAUGUCAAUGACAAUGCUCCAUCUCUCCAAUCCCAUUCAAGAUACUUGGAGGUCUGCGAGUCUGCCAGGGACAAGCCCCUGCUCUUAGAGGCUGAGGACUCAGACCUGCACCCCUACUCUGACCCCUUUACUUUUGAUUUGGACUCUGCCCAGAGAGAUGUAGAAGAUACUUGGAUGCUGAGGACAAAGCAAGGUGAAGGCCGCUCUGCUGAGCUCCUAAUGCUGAGGAGCCUCCCUCCUGGGGAUUACUUGGUGCCAUUAUUCAUAGCAGACAGACAGGGCCUCACCCAGAAGCAGACGGUCCACGUGAGGGUCUGCUCCUGUCCCAGUGGAUCUGAGUGUGAGAAUCGCUCAGACGUGCGGCUCCUGUGGUGGGCCCUGUCCCCUGUUUGUGCAGCGCUUGCGGUUCUGGCAGCUGCUCUGCUUUGCCUGCUGCGGUGCCACUUUGCAUUUGGACCCAAGAGGCUCAGAGGCUCCAUCCCAAGUGAAAAUGGCCACCAGACACUGAUUGUGUACAAUGAGGAAAGCAAAGCCCUUUCAGCCCAGGGUCACGGCAUGUUCUUUGAGCCAAGAGGCAUGAGAAACCGAUCUUCCACCCCGGUCUAUCUGGAUCCCUUGGUACCCAGAUGCCCCCUGCAACUGAUGGAAGGAAGGGUGGUGGAGACAUGGAAUCAGAAGCUCCACGCUGUUGAUGUUCUGGACAGCGACACUGGCUACCAACCUCAUGUCUACAGAGAGGAGGGAGAGUAUGAAGGAGCUGAGACCCUCAGCUCUCUGACCGUCUUGGAGCAGGACCUCUCCCCUGAGUUGCCAGACUGCUUGACUUAAAAAUCUCCUCCAUCUGAAACAAUGUGUUCUGAAUCAAGAGUCCCCUCAUAA
This is a messenger RNA of Cricetulus griseus (Chinese hamster), 2283 nucleotides long. The record is from RefSeq and is a predicted model, not a curated record. NCBI's taxonomy places the organism in Eukaryota, Metazoa, Chordata, Mammalia, Rodentia, Cricetidae.